CAUGGGGAGUCUAUAAGGACAGGCUUUACUCACAUCCGUCACAUCGCAGGACUACAGCAACAAGCAAGGGUCCACGAGACAGCACUACUGUUUACGGAUCCCAUCUUACAGUAAUGUGGGGACGACUGGUGCCAUUGUUAUGCCUAGUGGCAGGUAUCCAUUCCGACAGAAAAGACAUUCCUAACUUCUCAGCUCUCGUGGUCUGCUCCGAUACAGCAUCAGUCACCUCGGCGUCUCAGAAAUGCCUUAAUCUCUUCAACAUCCCGCUGACCCUCCCCGACCCAGAGUUGCUGGCCAACACGUCGACCUCUUCAAUGGCAAUACAAUCCAUUGUCGCGCAGUUGGACAGUAACACUACAAGAAUGCUUUGCCAACCCGAGAACAGGGAGAACUAUGUGAGCGCCUCGCUAUGUACUGGCUUCAUCAUGAAGGAGUGCACGAAGUCCAACCCUGUACUCCAGGCUGCGAUACCUUCAGAAGACAAGAUCAGGCAACAGCUCGAGUUCCAGUGCAGUGACGUAGAAGGUUUGAUACGAGACUGUAUGAUAUCUAAGAUGACGGAAAUACAAGAUUGCAUGAACUUCACCAGAAGGCCCCCUGUGCCAACUGGUAACAACACCAUUGACGUUGAAUGGGCCACUCGGAGUACAUGCGCGAUCUACGUGCUGGCUCGUCUGUGUGGCAAGAAGCACCUGAAGUCGUGUGGCGAUGCAGCUGUACAGCAACAUGAAAUGUCAAUCCCUGACCCAGAAAUUUGUAGAAAUUUUACUGAUGGAAGUCUGGGAAUAGAUAGGAACCUGCCAGUAGAUUGUUCCAGCAAGUGGGGAGUGAGAAGGGGCUACCUUAACUGUCUUGGAGACGCUGGCAUCACGCUGACCAUUCCAGAUUUCGACACUAGCGAGCAGUACAGCGAGUACAUUCUUAGAACAAUCACCCUCGAUCACAGUCAACAAAUGUGCAGUGAAUUAUCCAUGCAUCGGGACGCGGUCAACUGUACGCUGUCUGUACAGAGUGAAUGCAGCGUAGACAGCCUUAAGCCCACUGUACCCGACAUACAGACAGUGCAGGCUGGUUUGGGGAAUCUCUGUAAAACAAUAACAGAGUUUGAAGCAGGUUGUGUUGUAGCAGCAACGAAAUCAGCCUGUAAUGCCGGCAGGAAACGUCGCUCAGUGUCUCACCGGAGUAUUCUCAAGCAUUUGUGUCAAGACACGGCUGACCGUAACACGUGUCUGGUGCAGUCCGUGAACACCUGCAAGACGUCAACCAAAUCCUCCUACAGCAAGGUCCUCACCUCACAGCGGCCCAAGAUGUGUCUAGCAGGUCAGAGCACCACCGUCGGCGGCAACUCGGCAUACCAACCUGUCAUGUCUCUUUUCGCCAUGGCAAUGUUAUUACUGCUGGUGCACUAAUCAUUAUGUUAUAUAUUAGGGGUAUGUCAUUGGUUCUGUGCCAUGUUUGCAUGUGUUUUCAUUGCGUCGAGGACAGUGCGCAAUGAUAAUGUCUCAUGACUUAUUGCGUUUCUGAACAUACGAUCGUGUUUCAGCUUACAUGCUUGACAUCUGGGUACAAUGUGUGAAGCCCAUUUCUGGUGUCCCCCGCCGUGAUAUUGCUGGGAUAUUGCUAAAAGCGGCGUAAAAACCAUACUCACUCACACUCAUGCUUGACAUCAGACCUGCUAAUAUGUCCUUUGUUAUCUUGUUGAUAUACAUUUCCUAAAUAUUGUCUGUACAUAUUAUGCAUAAUAUAUACUACUCAAAAGAAGUUACAGAACACCCGAUUGUUCAUUUGCUUGAAGAACAUUUCCCCAAACAUGUAAGAAUAUAUAUAUGUAUUGACCAGCGACGACCUCAAGGCUGCUGUGGAUUCCAGCGCUCGAGGUGUCACAAAGAAAAGCCAACAAGGCUAUUUAACUGUAAUUAUCAUUUUGUACUUACGAAUGUCGCCAAAUAUU
Haliotis rufescens (red abalone) is the source of this 1951-nucleotide messenger RNA. RefSeq lists its product as uncharacterized. The transcript has 9 exons. The record is from RefSeq and is a predicted model, not a curated record. Bases 114 to 1409 code for a protein of 431 amino acids. NCBI's taxonomy places the organism in Eukaryota, Metazoa, Mollusca, Gastropoda, Lepetellida, Haliotidae.